Messenger RNA from Lolium rigidum, 1196 nucleotides. Its product is annotated as MADS-box transcription factor 50-like. The record is from RefSeq and is a predicted model, not a curated record. The transcript is spliced from 8 exons. Gene Ontology annotation, cellular component: nucleus. Gene Ontology annotation, molecular function: RNA polymerase II cis-regulatory region sequence-specific DNA binding; protein dimerization activity; DNA-binding transcription factor activity, RNA polymerase II-specific. Bases 252 to 908 code for a protein of 218 amino acids. NCBI's taxonomy places the organism in Eukaryota, Viridiplantae, Streptophyta, Magnoliopsida, Poales, Poaceae. Gene Ontology annotation, biological process: positive regulation of transcription by RNA polymerase II.
CGGCCGAUUUGCCCUCUCUCUCCAGCACCCAGGCCACUCGCUACAGCGUCACGGCAACGCCAUCAGGGACCAAAAAGGAAAGCCGAGGAGGGCGCGGGCGGGGCGAGCAGCAGCAGCUACGGCCGAACCCUACUACUCCACCGCAGCCACCAUCGCACCUCACCGCGCCUCCCUUGCCAUUUUUGCUUGACCGGACCGAUCAGGAGGAGCAGGAUUUGCGGUCUCGGAUUUGGGGCGGAUCGAUCGAAAGGAUGGUGCGGGGCAAGACGCAGAUGAAGCGGAUAGAGAACGCCACCAGCCGGCAGGUCACCUUCUCCAAGCGCCGCGGCGGCCUGCUUAAGAAGGCCUUCGAGCUCUCCGUCCUCUGCGACGCCGAGGUCGCGCUCAUCGUCUUCUCCCCCCGCGGCAGGCUCUACGAAUUCGCCAGCGCCAGCAUGCAGAGAACAAUUGAACGCUAUAAAACAAGCACAAAGGACAACAUCAGAAGCCAGACGGUACAGCAAGAUAUAGAGAAAAUAAAAGCUGAUGCUGAGGGUUUGUCAAAGAAGCUUGAAGCACUUGAUGCUUACAAAAGGAAACUUCUGGGUUGUAAUUUGGAAGAAUGCGCUAUUGAAGAACUGCAAAGCUUAGAGGUCAAGAUUGAGAAAAGUCUCGUUAGCAUCAGAGCUAGAAAGGCACGGCUCUUUGAAGAGCAGCUCGCUAAGCUGAAACAGAAGGAGGUAACGCUGCGCAAGGAGAACGAAGAUCUACAGGGCCAGCGCAAGAACGAGGAACAGCUGGCUGCAGCUGCGGCUCCAGUGGCGGUGGCGGCAGCGGAGCAGAGUCAUCCUCAGCCGGAGCAGGAGAAGGAUGAAAUGGAGGUGGAGACGGAGCUGUUCAUCGGGUUGCCUGGCAGAGGUCGCUCCUGAGAGGUAGCUGGCUGGCGUCUGCAGGAUACAUGAGCAGAGUGAGGCCAUGGUGAAGAGAAUAAGCUGGACAUGGGAGAUGCAAGCAGCGACAAACAAAGGGCAACAGCAGCCUUGCAGCAAUUACUACUACAGCCUAAGAAAACCAAUUGCGUCGUGUGUUGACAGUGACAAACCUGUAUCGAUCGAUCCUCCGCGAACGGCAGAUAGAUAGGAACACCCCUGUGCAGCUGCCCCCGGAAUCCUGUGAGAUCUGAAAAAUACAUGCAUAUAAGUUGAUUGUUUGGUGUU